Molecule: messenger RNA, 1735 nt
Organism: Perca fluviatilis (European perch)
Lineage: Eukaryota; Metazoa; Chordata; Actinopteri; Perciformes; Percidae
Product: mesoderm-specific transcript homolog protein-like
Molecular function (GO): catalytic activity
Source: RefSeq, a predicted model, not a curated record
AAAGUAUGGAUCGCCGUGAGAAGGAAUAUGGCGUUUUAUAUUGGUUUUGUUUGUGUUUCUGCAAAUAGACGGUUGCAGGUGGACUGGUGUUUACAUGGUCCGUGGGAGCUGGAAGUCUGCAGAUAUGCAGCCUCAGUGGAUGCCAUCUGGGAAGAAGAAGAGGAACCUUCUCCAGACCAGCUGAAGGGACAUCUUCUCUGUGCUGAAGUUCUGAGAGGCAGAAAUGAGCCUCUCCUACCGCUGAGCUCAAGAUGAGAGUGUUGGGUUUGAUCUGCAUCCCGCUGGUGGCCAUCUACAUGCACCCCCCUCCUUAGCUGUCACCUGCCCUGCAAAAGUGGCAUAGUGCCGGGGAGGUGUUCCAUUUCAGAGGCAGGGAGAUCUUCUACAGAGAUUCCUAUGGGGCUUUGGGAAGCUCCGAUGUCAUCAUUUUGCUCCAUGGCUUCCCCACCUCCAGCUUCGACUGGAACAAGAUCUGGGAGCCACUCACUCAGCGCUUCCAUCGAGUCGUUGCACUGGACUUCCUGGGCUUUGGCUUCAGCGACAAGCUGCGACCCCACAGGUACUCCAUCUUCGAGCAGGCCAGUGUGGUGGAGGCCCUGGUGGCUCACUUGGGUCUGAGCAACCAGCGAGUGACUCUGGUGUCCCAUGACUAUGGAGACACUGUGGCCCCUGUGGAGCCGCUCUUCAGGUCAUUUUGGAUCUCCCAGUGUCAUGGUGCAGCCCACAUCAGCAGCCAAACCCUGCACAGAACUGAGGACACCCCCAGGAUUUCAAACACACUCAGUCAUUCAUGCUCUAAGAAGCUGGCCUUCCUUUGAGAACACAUCACCCUUGCGAUAAGGUGCCAAACACUGGAUUAUCUGAUUAACUUUCUCUCUGGACUCUGAAUGAGCUCUCCAUCGUCCAAUUCAUGCUAAUUUCAAUCUUCUCCCUGUACCGCUCCUUUUGGAUGGCAAGGCUUCUUACUCUCUUGCUUUGCACUAUGUGGGUUGUGUAAUGUUCUACCCCCCCUGGUGGUCAGAUGUUGAAAUUCCAGUUGAUCCUUUCUGAAUGAUCCAGGGAUAACUUGAGCUUUCUACGUACACACUUUGUUUCUUCCCUCAGCAAAUGGCCAAUGUUUUCAACUACUUUUUUUUUUUUUUAUACCAAAGGCUGACAGUAUAAUUAAAUUUUCUUUAAAAGAGGGGAAUUCUUCUUAAAGCCAUAGAUAAAGCAUUGCUUUCAAUCUACUCAAACAUAAAUGUGGUUUACUUCAGCAUCUGCCAAUGUUUUGUCUUCUGUAACACUGGGGUUCCUGGGGGCCAGAGUGCCACACAAGACCCUCAUGAUGUUAGUAACCGACAAAGCCAGUCCAGGAGAACAGGAAGCCACUCCAGCCAAUUAUAUUGAGACCAACCCCAUUCCAUCCUGAUGUGCCUGCAUGGUCUUUAUAUAUUUAUAUAUAUAUAUUCAUGCACACACACUCUUUCUCUCUCUCUCUCUCUCUCUCACACUCACACACACAUAUAUAUAUAUAUACCUUGUGCCUUUUUAAUUUAUCUGUCAUAUUUAUCUAUGGAUCACACUUUUUUUGUAAAGAACUUGCCUUACUUUUUCUGUCUUUAUAUUUUGUGCCACUGUUUAUCAAUGUUUUAUCAAAAAUGGAGUGUCUGAUUUUAGACAGUGUGUGUAUGGAUUGUUCAGAGUUUUAUUUGAAUGGUGUAUCUGUAAUAAAAGGGUUUUCUAUUCAAAACCA